This is a messenger RNA of Babjeviella inositovora NRRL Y-12698, 617 nucleotides long. RefSeq lists its product as uncharacterized. The coding region runs from base 37 to 513 and encodes 158 amino acids. Lineage: Eukaryota; Fungi; Ascomycota; Pichiomycetes; Serinales. The record is from RefSeq and is a predicted model, not a curated record. The transcript has a single exon.
ACCGAAAACCCCUCACUUUCUUCUCCUUCCUAAACAAUGAACUUCUCGGGCCCGUAUGACAAAGGCCCGGAUACUACUGCCGAAGGUGAUCAAGAUUCGAACCUGCAUUUUUUGGAAAAUCAUCAAGACGAAACCCCCUCCUCUCUCCCUGGUCCCCAGGAUGAGCGGGCCCAUGAAAAUUCUCCGUAUCCGUGGAAACUAGUUUGGAUAUUCACGAUUCUAUCACUGGCCUUCAUAAUUCUAGUUAACACUUCCAUGAUUGGAUUAAUGAAUUCCUUUGCAGGUAACAAAUUGAAGCAAUACGUUGCUGACAAUCCUUGGAUCCCUUUAUUCACUCUUUUGCCCUUGUUUAUUUCUAGCUACUGUGUGGGUAAACUGAUGCUGCGGAACCCAAAUUCAAUGACUACCAAUUUCUCGUUUAUUGUCUUUCAAUUGGUAUGCAGCGUACAUUUCGCCCUUCACAUAUUUAUUCUACUUGGGAUAUGGACAAACGCUCCUGGGUCUUUAAAGUAGUACAGGCUGACAGGGUAUCUGGGUCUUGAGGGAAUAGGAGUAGACUGCACACUGAAUUGCCUACUUCCUUGUUUGUAUUAUUUUGGAAGUUGAAUAAACGUUUU